Molecule: messenger RNA, 402 nt
Organism: Venustampulla echinocandica
Lineage: Eukaryota; Fungi; Ascomycota; Leotiomycetes; Helotiales; Pleuroascaceae
Product: HIT-like protein
Exons: 5
Coding region: 1-402 (133 amino acids)
Biological process (GO): nucleotide metabolic process
Molecular function (GO): catalytic activity
Source: RefSeq, a predicted model, not a curated record
AUGGCAGCUUGUAUCUUCUGCAAGAUCGUCAAGGGCGACAUCCCCUCCUUCAAGCUCUUUGAAAGCGACAAAGUCUUCGCCUUCCUCGACAUUAACCCCCUGAGCAAAGGACACGCGCUCGUGAUCCCCAAACACCACGGCGAGAAGCUGACGGAUAUCCCCGACGAUGCAUUGGCUGAGAUUCUGCCCGUCGUGAAGAAACUCGUUACCGCUACCCGCGCGGAGAAUUACAAUGUGCUGCAGAAUAAUGGGCGGAUUGCCCAUCAGGAGGUUGACCAUGUGCAUUUCCAUAUGAUUCCAAAACCAAAUGCAACGGAAGGGCUGGGAGUUGGAUGGCCACAGCAGACGACGGAUAUGGACUCGUUGAAGGCGUUGUUCGCGGAUAUCAAGUCGAGGAUGUAG